CAGAGAAGCGGUGUGGCGUUGCACCGCUCUUUUGGAAGGUGCCCGAGAAAAAGAUCCCGUGGAUUUGCAGUCCAUGUACGAAGGGAGCAGCUGUCAAUAUCCUCGCACUGCACUUGGAUGUCUCCUCCCCUUGUCUUGUGAUGAAGAUGAGAAGAGAAUGAGAGAGAGAGAGAGAGAGAGAGAUAGGGCGCUGAAAGCUAAGAGUUGAAAGCCUUCGAUUGUCAGAUUCUCCCACCUCCGCUCCAUUCCUCACUCGUCGUUUCUAGUGCUUGCUGUCUGCUUUCUGAGAUGUAUUUCCUCAUUAUUUUCUGUUAAUUUGGCUUCUUCGACCGCGCCCAGGCCGACCCUCUCCGUGCCGUUGGUUUGACGGUGUUUCUUCGGGCAUCAGCUUCUCUCGGAGGUAUUUUUGAAGGUGCGGAUACAUUUCUGAAAUAGAGUCAAUCAUAAACUUGAGCUGGUUCCUUUUGUCAUGGAUAAGAUUCCACCAGACUGCCCCUACCCAGGUUGCUUCUUUUGUGUCAUGAAGGAAGGCAAUCCCAGCAAGCGUAGGACGAGCAUCCUGAAGUUCUUCAGGGAGCUUCCAUCGCAGGAUGAUGAUGGCCAAGUUCUCCCUAUAAGUGGCCUCUGGAACACUGCCAUGGCUCAUCCAAAUGACCCAGAGUUCAUUAACUUGGGAAUAUUUGAAUGCAUGGCAGCAUUAAUAUGGAAGGGCUUAAAGAACAGGCGCUGGCUUUCACAUGACCAGAACAUAUAUAUCCCAUACUAUGCAGCUCAUAUAAUAGGAUCCUACACAAUGAACAUGGAGGAAUUUGCUGAAAGGGCAAUUCAUGCAGGCGUCAUUCCUCCCUUGGUUGAGCUUUUGAGAGGUAGACUGACCUGGGUGGAACAAAGGGUAGCAGUCAGGGCACUUGGGCACCUGGCAACUUAUUCUAGUACUUUUCCUGCAGUUGCAAGUCACGGAGAAGUACUUGAGCUUGCUAUUCAGCUUGCAUCAAGUUCUCUGGAAAUUGUCUAUUCUCAUUUUUACCAGUCUGUGGAUAGGAGAAUAAGCUACCACUGUGAUCUGCUUACCCGUGGUAUGGGAGGUGUGGAAAUGGAGUCCAGGAAGGCAGAGGAAUGGGCGAGCCAGUUACAAUGCUGGUCUCUUCAACUUAUUAACUGCUUUGCUUUCAAGCCAGAGUUUCUGUUUGACAUAUGCAAGCCAGAGUUUUUAGUUAAAUUACCGGGCAUGUGGGGUGGUCUUGUUAAUGAGAACUCACCAGCAGGUAUUGGCUUGCUGCGGACAAUUUGUCAACACAAGCUUGGCAGGGGUCCUGUUGCUAACUGUCCUGGUAUCAUCGAAGCACUAUGUAACAUUGCCCGAUCGUCAGAUGACUGGCAGUACAUGGCUACUGACUGUCUUCUUUGGCUACUUCAAGACCAGAGCACUUCAAACAAGGUAAUAGAUAAGGCAGCCCCAGCACUCACAGAUUUAGCAGAAAUUUCCACUCUUGGUGACCAUAAAAGAUUAGGUGAUACUAUUGUUAGCGUCCUUCAAGAACGUUGCCAGGCACAAGGAACAACACGUAAUUAUGUCAGCAGCCAUACAAAAGAACAGAUUGAUGAGCUUUUAGGCUCCAGGCAGAGAUUGAAAUGGGAGAAGAGCAUGCCGAAGGAGGAUCUCCAAAUUAAACAAGCUGCAGCAUUGGUUGUAAAGCUUGAAGGAAACUCUUUAUUCUCUUCAGGAGAUAUUUCGGGCGCUGCAUCAAAAUACUCUGAAGCUUUGGCAUUGUGUCCGAUGAAGUCCAAAAAGGAAAGAGUUGUACUGUACAGCAAUAGGGCUCAGUGUCAUCUUCUUUUGCAGCAGCCACUAGCAGCCAUAAGUGAUGCUACACGAGCUUUGUGCCUUCAUAACCCCCCUAAUCGUCAUGCGAAAAGCUUAUGGAGGAGAGCCCAAGCAUAUGAUAUGCUUGGUUUAGUGAAGGAGAGCUUGUUAGAUGCAAUUCUUUUCAUCAAUGAGUGCUCUCAGUCUACUGAUCCUGACCUUUCUUUAAGGCACAAUAAAGUUCCUGAUUAUGCUGAAAGGUUGGUAAAGAAGCAGAUGCAUGCUGCAUGGCUAUUCAGAGAAGCAGCCGUAAAGCAUGGGGGUAUUCAUACAGAGGAAGGGGCUGGAGAUACUUAUGGCCCAGAGGCUGAUGACUCUGAGUGGGAGACGGCUAGUGAAAGUGACAUAGAAAAUGACGGCAGGGAUGCAGAUGACGAUGAAGAGAAUGAUAACAUCCGGAAAGAUAUGUAUGACAAGUCAACUACGAAAGAUUUGGUUCACGGAUACAACAUGCUGCUUGCAGAAGAUGAGAGGUAAACUCUAUGCAAGACUUGUCGGCACGAAUUUAGCUUCUUGUUCAGACUUUUAAAGUGUUAAUAGGUGUUUCUGCUAAGUUCUUUGGAGCGACUUUGAGGAACCUGGGCCUUGUGUGAAGGUUGAAUCCAACUGUUACCCUCAUCUUAUUAUCCACUAAUGAACUGCAAUAUGAAUAAUUUCUUUUGCCGCUUGUGAUGAGUUGAACAAAUCCAGUGUUUUAUUAUAUCUCCAUGGAUCAAAAAAGCUUGUAGCUUUCUAUAUCACAUCAAUUAUGCCUACUUGAUGAUUCUUCCA
Messenger RNA from Musa acuminata subsp. malaccensis (wild Malaysian banana), 2635 nucleotides. RefSeq lists its product as uncharacterized. Gene Ontology annotation, molecular function: protein binding. Lineage: Eukaryota; Viridiplantae; Streptophyta; Magnoliopsida; Zingiberales; Musaceae. The record is from RefSeq and is a predicted model, not a curated record.